AUGACUGGAAGUGACUCAUCAAUGUGUGAUCUUGAAGUUAAAUCAUCAUUAUCAUUGACAAGUCACUUACAUGAAUAUCAAAGAAAUCCAUUAUUUCACAUUAAUACCACUACUAUUACUACUACUACUACUGCUACUACUACCAUUAAUAAUCAUAUUAACACAACUCCUAUUAAUAAUUAUCAACAUCAAAAUGACACAAUGUAUGACAAUAAUAAUGAUAAUGAUGUGAAAAUCAAGUCAUCUAUGAAUGAUCGUAUUAGUGACAAUACUAUAAAUGAUACACAUUCUACCACUGUUGUACACGAGGAGAAUGAAAAUCCUAGAAAAUCAAUACAUUUGACGAAUGCAUCAAGUUUAGAAGGUUUAACAUCAACUGUCGGUAGUAACAGUAAUUUUCAAGCAAUGUCUGGAAAUACAGUUCCAUUUCUACCGAUUUCCGCUACACAUGAUGGCCGUUAUGAAUGGCCACCUUCAAUGAGGAAUUCAUCAGCUAAUACUGAUCGAUUCAUUCAAGGAAUUAAUACAAACACUGAUACCAGGCAAGACGAUUUCAGAAAUCAACUAAUAAGUAAUAACAGUAAUAAUUAUAAUUUCAAAUCCGCACCUCCUACCAACAAUACGGCAGAUGAUGAAAUUAAUCAAACGAACCAUCAUAAUUUGCCACCAUUCGCAAAUGAAAAACUGUUGGAUUCUGUACGGUCUAAAAAUGCUAGCAAUACUAAUAGUAGUAACAAAGUGGAAUGUUCUUCUCCAGAUGCUAAUAUGGUUGCAGCCGUUGCAUUCAAUGCUGUCCGUAGAUGGUUUACUAAUUCAUCAACAUUAACUAAUUCAGAUAACACAAUGAAAUCAGUAUGGAACGAAAAUAUGAGAACAGGAAAUUCUGGUACAAAUUCAAUUGGUUUCAUGCAUCAAUCGAAUAUAUUACCUUAUGCAUCAUUAAAUUCUCGUUUACAACAUCCAUUACCACCUCCACCUUUAGUUUUGAACUCAACUGUCGGUAAUACAACCACACAAAAUUCAACAUAUAAUAAUUAUGGAAUGUUUAUGCAUCGUGGACAUCAUAGUAGUGGAUACGUUCCAAAUCAUACAGCCCCAAUGUUGCGUGGGGGUAAGAAACGGUCUCAUUCCCAAUCAUCUGUAAAUGAAUUAUUUGAUAUAUCGAGUUUAACGAGAAGUUCACAAGGUUCAUUAAAUAUCAUGCAAUCUAUACGUGGUUCACAUAGUAUGGGACCAAGUGCUGAAGGUUCAUAUGGUCAUUUAUCUGCUGCUUCACUUGGUGCAAGUCCUGGCGCUUCAUGUGAUAUUCGUCGUACACUAAGCAGUAAUGGCAACUCUUCACAUACUGCUCCACCAGCUCCAUUUAGUGAGAGAUCGCCAUUCUGGUCACCUAAUUCACCACAUUCAACAGGUAGUGGGUUUGAUAAUUAUCAAACGUCUUCACACAAAUCUUUACCGUUACCGUCAACUUUACAAACAUAUCAACAACAUUCCGGAUAUACAUCUACAAGUGGUAGUAGUAGUAAUCGUUCAGCUAGUUGUUUAAACCGUGCACCUUUUGGACAUCUUGCGGUUUUAUCUUCAUCAAAUUCAUUAAAUAAACAGUUACAACAACAAUCGGAUUCUAAUUCUCUGUUCAAUUGUUCAAUAGAUGUUCCGAAGAAACUGACAACUAAUUCUUCUAAUAUGAUAUUACCAUCAUGUAGAACAUUAGGAUUGUCUACCGACAGUGUUACAGCAUCUUCAUCAGAAAUAACGAAAAAUUGUACUAAUAAUGUUUUACAAUCAGCAAUGGCCUUCGCUGCAGUUGCGGUUGCAGCUGCAGCAGCCUCUUCCACAACCUCUAGCAUAACAGAGAGAGAAAAUUCAUCUUUACUGAAUAAACAUGUAUUAGAGAAUACUUUUCAUCGUGAAUGUAGAAAUCAUAGUUUACAUCAGCAUCCAUCAAGUGAAUGUGAGUCCUGUUCAUCGACACAUACCAUUGGCAAUAACAAUAACAAACUAAAUGAAUCAAUCAAUUCUGUGUAUAAUAAUCUAGUUCCUUCAUGCUUUAUGAAACCACCUUCUUCUGUUACCAUUAAAAGUUCUGUUACUACCACUGACAAUAAUAACAGUAGUACUAAUAUUCUUUCAAAUCAUCUCUCAACAGACAGUCGAAAUAUAUCUUUAAAUAAGUUACAGUGUUAUAAUAACGAUUCCAAUACUAAUGAUGCUUGCAUGGAUGCAACUAAUAAUGAAAAUAUCCAACAAGGAGUAUUGAGAAAAACCAUAUCCUCUACUCCUUCACAUUUUCAAUUAUCUUCUAAUUAUUCUUCUACAAUUUAUAAUCAAUUAACUCAUAACAAUUUCAGUAAUAAAUCUACUACUGUUGUGAAUAAUGAUAACGACUUUAAUAAUUGUAGUAAUAUGCCUUCAUCAUUUACAAAUCCUUUACAUUGGCCAUUUGAGUCAAUACCUACACCUGACUGGUCACAUACAUGGCUUAACAAUAAUAACAAUAAUACUAAUAAUAAUAUAAGAUGUCAAAUCAAUCCAAAUGAGACAAUUCGAAGAAAUGGACGAGUAAAAAUUGGACAAAUUGAUUUAAAUUCAACGGUAUUAUCCAAAAGUGAAAUGUCUAAAUUAUUAAUGAAUGAUAACAAUAAUAAUAAUCAUCAUUUAUUUGGUAAAGGUAAUAAUCUUUUAUGUCCAACAUUAACAAAAGACUUAUUAAAACAACAUUGUGCAUUAAAUAACUCUAAUAUUAGUAACAUUAACAAUAGUUUAUCAAAUCAACAAUCUUCACAAAGAAAACAAAUUGAUGGCACAUUGAAUCAAAUGCGUAGUAUUAAAAAUUUUAAUCGUACUUGUCGUACAACCCCAGUAUUAGAGACAAUAACACCAGGAAUAACCACAUCAAUAACAGAGACAUCAGUAGUUGCAUCAUCAUCAACAACAGCUGCAACAUCAACUACAACAGGAGUAUUUAAACAAAAAACAAUUGAACAUUCAAAUAAAUGGCAAAAUCAAAAUAUAUUUAAUAGUCGUAAGAAUUCAACACGUGAUUCUAGUAAUAAUAAUAUUAAUAGUGGAGUUGGACAUUGUUCAGUUGAUGAACCAGAUGUAGAUGAAGAUGAAGAACUAGAUGAUGAUGGACGUGUACCACAAGAAGGUGAUCCAGAUUUUGUUGAAACAACAUGUCGAUGGGGUGAUUGUACAUUACAGUUUGAUGAUCAAGAUGAAUUAGUGAAACAUCUUAGUACGGAGCAUAUUGCAGGAAAUAAAAAAAGUUUCGUUUGUUUAUGGCGAGAAUGUGUUCGUGGAACUAGACCAUUUAAGGCUCAAUAUAUGCUUGUUGUACAUAUGCGUAGACAUACAGGCGAAAAACCACAUAAGUGUAUAUUUGAAGGUUGUACAAAGCGUUAUUCUCGUUUGGAAAAUUUAAAAACUCAUCUUCGAUCACAUACUGGAGAAAAACCUUAUCAAUGUGAAAUUCCCGGUUGUAAUAAAGCAUUUAGUAAUGCUUCAGAUAGAGCUAAACAUCAGAAUAGAACGCAUAGUAAUGAAAAACCCUAUACAUGUAAAGUUGAUGGUUGUUCAAAACGAUACACAGAUCCAAGUUCUCUACGAAAACAUGUAAAAACUGUUCAUGGUGCUGAAGUCUAUGCAAAUAAAAAGCAUAAAGGUGAAAGUUGGAGUGAUCGACCUUGUGGUGGGUCUGGUUUUGGCGGAGGGCAUUUAUUUGGCAACAGUAAUCCAGGUAAUAACAACAAUAGUUAUCCUUCUCAAGAUAAACGAUCCAAUGGUUCAAUGCCUGGUACACGUGGAAGAUUUGGUCCUCGCGGAAUGAAUGAUAACGGUAACAUAUUUCAUCGUGGAGCCUAUUCAGAUCGAGAGCAACGCCCUUCUUCAUCGUCAAAUCCAAGAGAUGGUUGUUUAGCUUGUCUUACUAAUCCAGUUCAUACAACUACAAUACAUCCUGUAGAAAUCAAUAGCGAAAGCAUUAUCACAGAAUAUCCUAAUCAAGAUUUAUCGAAGUUGACAAGAUCCAGUAUAGAAGAGUCUGGUAGAAAUACUUCACAUAAUAUGAAUUGGUAUUUACCUGAAACUGAUAAUCAAAAUGUACACUCUAGUGUUUUAAUGAUGACAUCAUCACCGGCAGUAUACAAUACAAGAAAUGAUUAUUUCCCUAGUUUGAAAUGUGAACAUUCCAUUUAUCCAAAUUAUUUUAGUUUUGCGCGAAAUAUGAUUCAUACUGAAGAUACAAAUCAAAAUGAUAAUAAUAACAAUAAUAAUUUGGCUUUAUCUUGGACAUCACCAACAACACCAUCACCAUGUGAUAACUUAUAUUUAAAUCAAAAAGUUAAUCCAUCUAUAACAUUACAACCUUUAUCGACCAUAUCAAAUCCUAUUCAAUCAUUAUCACUAUCAAAAGACAAUUCAAAUAACUUAACAAGUAUGAAACAGAAAAAUCUUAUCUCAACUGUUAACGAAUCAGUGACUAUGAUAAGAAAUGAAAAUUGUGAUCAAUCAAUACCAGUAUGUACUUAUGGAACAUCAGAGGAUUUGGUAAAAGAUUUCAAAAAAUCAUUAAAAACUGAAGAUAAUAAUUUAAUAUGGAAUUGGAAAUAUUCACAACCGUCAAUUGAUGAAAUCAAUAAAGAUCAUUGUAAUAAAAAGCAUUCCAUUUUACAAUUUGAUGAUCAAGAUAUGAAAAAGCCAUUACCUGAAUAUUUACCAACAUCAUUAGAAUCUCAAUCAAAUACUCAAUUCACAUUAAAUUUAAAUGAUCAACCAAUGAAUUCAUUAACUAGAUCAAUUAAUCAUGAUCAUUUCAAUGAGAUCUCAACUAAUUUUAAUGAAACAUAUCGUGAAAAUAAUUUACAAUUUAAUUUCCCUUUAAAAUGGAAAAUUGAAGAUACAUUAGCUUAUUCAAAAAAUGCGGACAAUGGUAGUCAGAUAAAUAAUAAUAAUAAUAAUAAUAAUAAUAAUAAUAAUAAUAAUAAUAAUAAUAAUAAUAAUAAUAAUAAUGAAUUAGAUGAAGAAAAUUCUCCUCAAUCAAAUCAAAAUGAAUGUAUUUCCAAAAUACCAUUAUUAUUGAAUAAUCAUUAUAUGGAAGAUGUGACAGAGCAAAAAUCUCAAUUCUGUUUAAUAGAAUGUUCAACUCGAUUAAGAUCAAUACAAGAUAUUUGUUCACCUAAUGAUAUAUGGGAUUCAGAGAGUGCAGCUGCGUCAUCCGGUAUUGGGUCAGGUGUAACAACUACCACAGCGUCAGAUAACAGUAAUCCUACCGCUCAGAAUAAUCAUCACCAACAACAGCAACCGAAACACUUUCAUCAACAUCAAAACCGAACAAAGUCCAUAAAUUCAGACAAUAACUAUUCAAAUCAAGAUAAUGUUAGUACUAUAGAUAAUAAUGAAACAUUUGUUAAUAAUGAAAGUAUCAAAAGUGACCUUGGCUCUAUUGAUCGAUCCUCUUUAUUUGGAACACCAAGAACAGAUUCAAAUUCUACUGGUUGUUCAUAUGAAAGAACAUUUAAUCCACAAAUAAAUCCUAAGAAUGAUAGUUUAAUACACUCUUCAUGUACUUGUAUACAAAAGCAACAAAAAAGAGACAAUUCACAAUCUACUUGUUGUUAUCAUCUAAAUUAUCAUGAUCAAUUGGUAGAUGGGAAUAUAUCCUCUCAAUUAGAUUCAGAACAACUUAGUGCAACAAGUUCUCAAGUAAGCAGUGGAGUUGGUUCAAUGACUUCGUCAAAUGCUGGUAGUGGUUGUAAUUGUACCGGUACAGGAUUAAACAAUACAAAUAUAAAUGUUUUGGAUCAUGCCAGUAGUAAUGUUAGUGGCAAUAUCUGUGUUAAUAGAUUACCUAGAUUUGUUCAAGGUGACAAUUCAUCUAAAUUAACUAAUGAUUAUCCAAAUAACUCACAAGUAUUCAAUCAAGAUGAUAAUAACAUAUCAAAGAUGUGGAGAAAGUAUUAUAAAUCAUAUGGUUAUUGUUCACCGUGUAACAACCAAUGUGAAACGUUUUAUCCUGAAAUAUUCAAUUCUGAGACGGAGUGUUAUUCAAAUACACCAGCAACUGUAUUAAAUGGUCUCUCUUCUACUGUUUCUCCUGUUCCGCCUUCCAUUUCAACAUAUCAAUACCACCAUAAUCCUCAUCUUCAUCAUAAUCAUCAUCAUCAUCAUCCUCAUCAUCAUCAUCAUCAGCAGCAGCAGCAACGUCCUUCACAAAAUAACCUCGACAUAGUUAUGUCAAGUUCAAAUCAUAAUAAUGAUGAAAUGCACUUUUCUCCUCACAGUUAUGUUCAUUCAAGUUCAUCUAAUUCAUCACCAUUCAAUUCAAACCGUCCACAUUCUGUUGAGACAUUUUCGCAUAAUAAUUUAACGAACAAUAGUUUACUUGACCAUAGACGAUAUACACAUACUUCAUUAUCUACUAGAAAUAACAAUCAUGUUAAUGAAAUGAAUAAUACUAUAAAUCAAACUAAUCCAAGGCAUCCACACAAUAUAUGUCUUUCUUCUAUCAAUAAUAAUAAUCAAUGUGAUAUGAAUAGUAAUAUGAUUUUGAAGAGACAUUCUAUUACUGAUGAUCGAUGUCAUGUAAAUGGAACAUGGUUUACUAAUGCAAAUAAUGGUAAUGAUAAUAAUUAUUAUUGGUCACAUCCAUAUUAUGCUAAUCAACCGUCCAUAGGACAUCAAAUUCCUAAUUGGUUAAAUAAAUCUGUAUUAACAUCAUCAUCAUCAUUAACAUCGACAUCAUUAACAGAAGCUAUAAGAACACACAAUUCAUCAGAUAGUUUAUGUGUAACAUCAAGAUUUAAUGAUUCAAUAAACUAUUAUCAAGAAUAUCCUAAUUGUUGUCAACCAACAAUAAAUUCAUUUCAAAUAAAUCAUUCUUCAUUAUCCUCAACUAUAUCUACAAAACCUUCUGUAAAACAACACUCUAAAUUAUCUUGGACAACAGAUGAUAAUUAUUCAGAAUAUCUUAAUUCAAAUCAUUUACAAAAUUCAUAUAUUCAAUCGAAUUGUUUGGUUAACAUUAAUCAUUCUAGUAAUAAUGACAAUUUAAUUGAAAUAGAUCAUAAUAAUCGAACAAAUAUUCAAGGAAAUUGUAAUUCUGAAUUAAACUGUUGUUAUACAAAUUUUCAUAAUAAUACUACACAAUUGGAAAAUAUGAAUCAUAUAAAUACUAAUCCAUUAUUCAUUUCAUUAACUUCAUCUCAACCAUUUUUGAUUAAUUCAUUCAAUACAACAUCAAUAACAACAACAUCUGAACAAACUCCUUAUUCAUCUUAUCAUUUAACUUUAAAUUCAAAUAGAGUUCAUCAAAUAAAUCAAAGAGAUGUUGAACAAAUAAAUAAAAUGAAGAAUUUACAUUCAACUAAUCAACUAUCCACAAUAGCUUCAGUGACAGCUUCUGCAACAACAACAACAACCACAACAACAGCAACAACGUCUACAGUCAGUAGUUAUCAGAAUUUAAAAGAAAGGGAAGUAUACAAUUUCCCCGUACCAAAUUCUCUUCAUACAUAUAUUAAUCCACUUCAUUCAUCUAGUUCAUUGUACAGUUCUUUCUUACAAUCAGUUUUUGAAGAACCAACAUUCACAUCAUCAUCACCAUCAUCAUCAUCAUCAUCGUCAUCAUCGACAUCAUCAUCACCAUCUCCAUCCUUAUUAUUAUCAUCGUCAUCAUCAACUCAUUUCGGUCAUUUUAAUCAACUAUUUGUAAAUGCUGAUCCUAUAAGUAAUAAUCUAGUUGUCUGUAAUAUGUCAACUAUGGAUACAGAUUGUAUACCACUUCAUUCAUCUAAUUAAAAAUAAACUGUAUAGUUAUUUCAGUAAAAGUGUGAUAAUACAAUAUAUCAAUUAUGAUUACAAUCAUUUUCUUCUUGUUGAUAUAUUGAUGAAAACUGGUGAAAAAUGGAAUCAUCCUUCUAUUUCUUAUUUACUUUCUUUCAAUUUUACAUUUCUUUUGCUGUGAGUUAUCAAUGAUAAAGUUUUGUGUUUUUGCAAACUAGUCAGUAUAGUUUGUAGCAUUUUAUUGUUGUUGUUGGUUUGUUAUUAUUUCAUAUACUUUAAUAGUAUCAGAAUUAAAUUAAACUAUACUCUCUUUAAUAACUGUAUAUUAUUAAAAUUGAAGCCGGUGUCAUUUUCACACCUUUAUUCAUACUAAUUGUAUUAUCCGUGGAAGGAAAUAAGAGCGCCACUUUUUUUCCAUUUUUUUUUGUUUUUAAUUUCUAAGCAUUAUUUAUUACUUGUUUUUAUCACUCAUAGAUACUUUAUUAUCGUCUGAAAAUUAGCUUUUAAAUAAUUGAAGAGAAUAAAAAGCACAUGUAUUUAUUCAAUGUGUCGUUUAUUCUGUUGUUGUUCCUGUUGUUCUUGUUUAUAUUACUUCUUUUUUCACCUACUUGUAUAUCCGGUCAUUGAAACAUAUUGACUUUUGAAUUUCGAUUGUUUUUAUUUCAAAAUUUUCAUGGCUUUUCGUUUCUUUCUUUCUUUAUUUUUUUCCAAAUGGGAAACACUCAAAAUAUACAUCUGGCUAAUUAUCUAUCAUAACUGGUUAUUUAAUUAAGUUAUUCAUUCAUCAGUUUACUUUAAUCAUCUAUUCAAAAGUUUACAUUGAAAAUAACACGGGAAAACUAAAGUUUAAACAAACAAACAAACAAGAAAUAAUAAUCAUCAAGAAAUAAUAGUUACUAUACUGAAUUGAAACCAGAAUUUGUUUUUUUUGUCAUUCAAAUCAUUUGUAAUUAUAAAUUUAUUUUUCAAGUUUAAUAUUUCUGUUUUCUUUCUAAAAUUU
Schistosoma spindalis is the source of this 8782-nucleotide messenger RNA. Lineage: Eukaryota; Metazoa; Platyhelminthes; Trematoda; Strigeidida; Schistosomatidae. The record is from the annotation of a GenBank genome assembly.